UGGGGCCUUAGGCGGGGCCCCGGCUCAGUUUACCUGAACGUAAGAGGUCUUACCUUCCCUCACCAACCCUCAGACGGAGAGCUGGUUCCAGGCCGCAAUGAUUUCUACCAAGCCACCCAGGGCCUAGGUUCCCGGACUCGUCUGCUUAGUAUCUUCGUGGCCCGGAAUCGAGUCUUUCACCCAUGCCUCAAUUUCCUUAUCCGUCACGUGAUUAGGGUUGGGCCAGAUCAGGGGUUCUUAAUUCUGUGUGUGUCGUGGACCUUUUUGGCUCCUGGUAGAGCCAAUGACUCUUUCUUUGAAUAACAUUUUUAAAUUACUUAAGAAAAGACCUUAGUCUUUUUCAGCUCGAGGUUAGCGAAAAGAGAGAUGUCAUUCCCCCCCACCCCACUUAGGGAGCUUGCUUCCAUCUUGGAUCCUGAGAGUCGACCAUCGCCAGUUUGACACCUUCAGAGCUGUCCUAUAAGGGCCCGACUCACCACUAGGGCAUUGUCUAGCAGGGCAGUGUUUGCACGAUUUCCCUGGGUGGUAGGGUCUCUAGGGGUCACAGCACUGGGAGGUAUGGCGGGCAAAGGCUUGUUGGAGGGGUAGGGGCUCUCUAGCGCCUACCUCCAGCCCGAGGUGGCACUGAGGAAAGGCCCGGGCCCUGCUCACCCACGGAUACAGAUGUCUUAAUAUCUAGACAGAUCAUUAUCAAACUCGAUGAUUACAAAAUUCAUGUUUGUUUACUCUUCAAAAAACUUUUUUUAACAAUUUUUUUUUUAAUGUUUUGCAUGACUUCACAAUGGAUAUGGUAUUUCUUGCCUAUUCAAUGUGAUAAGGAGGGGCUGCAGAGAGAGAAUUUAGAACUGAAAAUUAAAAAAUGAAAAAUUAUAUGUAAUAAUAAUUUUAAAAGGUACUUUUUGGCCCAAAGGAUUCCAAACAAUUUUACCUCUUCUCCAAAAUUAUGUAGCUAUUUACCACGCACCCUACAAAAAAGAUACUUAAGUUUUGAAGAGGAAACAGUUUUUAUUUCAAGAUUUAAAGUGGAAGGUAGAAGUGUGCAAAAGUGGGAGAAAUAGGGAGAGGUAUGGGGAAGCAGGAAAAAUAAAAGAGAGCAUGGAACUUAUGGUUUGGAUUUUUUGUUGUUGUUCUAGUUGCCUUAUUUUCUCUCUUUUCUCAGUCCAAGAUCCAUCAUGGGUUCUUCCUCUCACCGCCGUAGGCGUGAGCAUCGUUUUCGAAGAUAUCUGAAAGCAGGACGACUGAGCAAAGCUCAAUCCCUCUUUCAACGCCACCCACAGCUGGAUAUAGAUGCUGGAAGGCCACCACCACUCCACCGAGCCUGUGCCCACCGUGAUGCCCCUGCCCUUCGACUCCUACUCCACCUUGGGGCUGACCCCACUCGACAGGACUGCCAUGGGAAUACUGCUCUGCAUGCUGCUGCUCGACUGGGUCCUAGGGCCUACAAGGACUUCUUCCUGCCUCUGAUGACACAAUGUCCUACUGCCAUGAAGAUGAAGAACAAACAAGGGGAGACCCCUGGGGAACUUCUGGGCUGGGAAACCCCCCCAGACCCCUCUGUAGAAGUGGAGGAAGAAGAGGAAGAAGCUUACAGAGAGAGAAAAUGGAGACAAAAGCUUCAGGAGGAGCAAGAGGAUGAAUGGCAGGAGAUGAUGGGGAGGUUUGAAGGUGAUGAAGAUGCCACCUUAAACAUCCCAGAGCCUGAGUCCUUCUCUGCCUGGAUUGAACGCCUGGCCCGAGAAUAUGCCCAGAAACGACGACAGAAACAAGCAACAGAGAGGGCCCAGCAUCCAAAACGUAUGUCAGCCUCUUACCACAGCUGGCAGCAACAAGAGAAGGAAUGUCGACUGUUCCAAGAGCAGGCCAAGGCCAAGGAAGAAGAACUGAGGGAGAGCCGAGCCAAGAAGGCCCAGGAAGCCAGAGGGCAUUGUGGGGGAGACCCCCAAAAGACAAAGCCCAGGGGAAGGGACAGAUUUUUGUGUUUUGAAGAUAUACCCUGGCCCUGCCUUGGGGGAAGGGAUCCUGAGGCAAUGGCAGCAGCCCUGAUGGCUAGGGGCCCCCCACCCACAGAUCAGGGAGCCCUAAGGAAGUAUUUGAGGGCUCAGCAAGUUCAGUGGCAUCCUGACCGAUUCCUGCAGAGAUUUGGAGGCCAAAUUGAAGCUAGGGAAAGGGAAAAAGUGAUGGAGAUUGUGACAGCUCUGUCCCAGGCCCUCAAUCGACAUGCAGAAGGCCUAAAGUGACCCAGAAGAAAAAGACAAAGAAUGGGUACAUGAAUAAGGCAGAAAACAGGAUUCAGGGGCUAAGGACAAAACAUGGGGCCUAGAAUGAGGGGAAAAUUAGGUGUCGGGAUAGACUAAGGGGUGGGAACUAUAGAAAAGUAUGAGGCUUGAAUGAGAGCAGGUUGUGGGUUAGAGCUGAGCUGGAGCAGUCGUGGGAGGCUGCUACCACUAAAUCCCUUCUCUUCCUACUUAUUUCCUAAUAAAACAUAGUUCCUCAUCUUA
Messenger RNA from Dromiciops gliroides (monito del monte), 2498 nucleotides. It is a transcript of the gene NFKBIL1, whose product is annotated as NFKB inhibitor like 1. The coding region runs from base 1173 to 2237 and encodes 354 amino acids. Gene Ontology annotation, biological process: canonical NF-kappaB signal transduction; negative regulation of toll-like receptor signaling pathway. The record is from RefSeq and is a predicted model, not a curated record. Gene Ontology annotation, molecular function: protein binding. Lineage: Eukaryota; Metazoa; Chordata; Mammalia; Microbiotheria; Microbiotheriidae. Gene Ontology annotation, cellular component: nucleus. The transcript is spliced from 3 exons.